Messenger RNA from Caenorhabditis bovis, 744 nucleotides. The record is from the annotation of a GenBank genome assembly. Lineage: Eukaryota; Metazoa; Nematoda; Chromadorea; Rhabditida; Rhabditidae.
AUGGGCGACGGGAAAAGCCAAAUACUCAACAUUCAACCAUCGCGAGAGCUCGUUUUUCAAGGCCCAUUCACUGAUAUCGUCACCUCGUAUAUCACGCUAACGAAUCCAUCACCGAAGCCAGUGUGCUUCAAAGUCAAAACCACUGUUCCCAAGAAGUAUUGUGUUAGGCCAAAUUCCGGAUUGAUUCAUGCUGGCGACAAAAAAGUGAUAACCGUGAUGCUUCAGCCAAUGGAUGAGCCGCCAUCAGACGCCGUCCGCCAUAAGUUCAUGGUGCAAUCGUGUUUCGCGCCCAGCGACGGCGUUGUCGAUAUCGAUUCGGUGUGGAAGGUGGUCGAGUCGAGCGAUUUGAUGUACAGCAAACUGAUGGUAGUGUUCGUCAACAAAGAGGGCAAAACGGAGGAGACCAAAAACGCCGAUGGCGAUUCGUACGCGACAGUGGCGCAAGUCUCGGAUCUUGGCGCCGGCAACACAUCAAAUAACCAUUCGCAACAGGACCCGGGAACGAUUGCAUCUCUUCGUCGAACCCUCCAAAACACAAUUGAUGAGAAGGAGUCGCUUAACAAGCAAGUGCAGAGUUUCCAGCGCGAGAUCGAUGAGCUGCGCAAACAGAAUCGCACGCUUCAGAAGAUUCAAGCUGGCGGUGGCGGAGGCGGAAUCGUCGAUGGUCAAUUGCCGAGCGUUCAGGUGCUGCUAAUUGCCGUCGCCACACUGCUAAUCGGAUUGAUUCUUGGAAAAUUAAUGUAA